Molecule: messenger RNA, 1299 nt
Organism: Cucumis melo (muskmelon)
Lineage: Eukaryota; Viridiplantae; Streptophyta; Magnoliopsida; Cucurbitales; Cucurbitaceae
Product: protein BIG GRAIN 1-like B
Exons: 1
Coding region: 1-1299 (432 amino acids)
Biological process (GO): auxin-activated signaling pathway
Source: RefSeq, a predicted model, not a curated record
AUGAGUGUGAGAAGUGGUGAGAGGUUUAGGAGUGGAGGAUGUGGUAAUGGACAGUCAUUUUCUUCGAGUUUGCUUGAUGAAAUUUAUCGUUCGAUUGAUGAUGGAGGUGAUAAGAGAAGUGGAGAAUUGAAGUUUUAUAGACAGAAGGUGUUGAAGAAACAAGGUAAAGUGAUUGGGAAAGCGCAGAAUGAUGUUGAAGAUGAGGAGAUUGCGAGUCUACAUCGUGCUUUGUUGAUUGAGAGAUGGAUCGAGAAGAAGGUUGCUGAAAAAGUGAGUGCUCAAAGGAGGCGAUCUCUGACGGAAGGUGAGAUAAAAUUUCAGUUGUAUCAGCAUGAUCGGGAAGAAGACGUUCUGUUCUUUAGUUCAACUUCAAGUUCUUCCGAUUCUAGUUUCGGCGGAUUUUCAUCUUCAGAUACUGAAUCAAUGUAUGGUUCGAAAUCGUUGACGCCGUCUUGUUUUGCAAAGUUCAGGCCGAAGCCGAUUCGAACCAGCGUCUCGGCUCCACCGCCGGAGAAGACGGAGGCAAAGCAAAGACAGAGUAGAGAGAAGCCACAGUCCAAACAGAGUAAUCAAUUCGUUGAAAACAAAGAGAAAUCACGAGGUUUCGACGAGAACGCCAUGAUUAAAUCAAAAUCUAGGGCGUUGAAGAUUUACACUAAUUUAAAGAAGGUGAAGCAACCGAUUUCACCAGGAGGACGUCUCUCAAGUUUUCUCAAUUCAAUCUUCACCGCAGGAACACCAAAGAAGACAGGAAACUCCGUAUCAUCAACCACCGUCUCUGAAGAUCCAAACUCAGAAAGAAAAUCAAAAUCCGGCCAAACUUCCACUUGUUCUUCCGCCGCAUCGUUUUCCAGAUCAUGUCUAAGCAAAAACUCACCAUGCUCUAGCGAAAAACUACGCAAUGCCGAUAGAAGAACAGUCCGAUUCUAUCCAGUAAGUACAAUCGUAGACGAAUAUUGUAGACCUUGCGGACACAAAUCCUUAUACGAAGAAGAAGAUCCAAAAUUCCAAAUCAAGAACAAAGCCGAAACCACAGAAUCAACAAGCAGAAAAAAUACAACAGAUUAUCAACAACAAAUGAGGAAGAAAAACGAUUUCCUGAUUAGAAAUUUUCACCACCCGGACAAUGAUCUGUCGGAAGAAGACGACGAAACAGCCAGUUGUUCAAGUUCAGAUCUGUUUGAACUAGAUCAUCUGAGGGAAAUGAGCGGCGGCUGCGGCAAUCGGUACCGUGAAGAACUUCCGGUGUACGAAUCAACCACUCGUGUGGAUACAAAUCGAGCAAUCCGCCAUUGCUAA